AUGGCCGUUGUCCUUUCACAUCCAUACAGUUUCCCGCGCACAUCGUGGUCGGGCUACUACCACGGGCCACCCUACCGCCCUGACGACUACUGCCUGAUGCUCCUGUUCGCCGCACAAGUGGCGAGCAGGACACUGGUUAAAAGCCGUGCAAAAUCACGCCCAAUACCCCCCCUCGUCCUUCAGUUGGCCGUCAUCGACCUUGUUCUUCAGAUGCGGGACCACCUGCGGCCGUACCGCACAGAGGGGAUGGUCUUCUUGCCAGCCCUCGAGUGGAAGGCGGCAACGGAUGCGUUGAUCUCCCGCGCUGCAGAGAUUGCACGUUUCGAUGUCGCUUUUGCUUACCAGCUGGCACGAGCUGCCCUGGACUGGGGCCACAACUAUGGAGACACGGUGGACCGCUUGCCGCGCAAGUCCAGACAGCAGUUCGACCAAACACUCAUUAUCGAAUUCCUUGCACCCUACCGUCGCGCGCAGGAGUCUCUGGAUGAAGUGAAACUGAGCUACGGUGUUCAGGAAAUUGCACCGACUAAGCCUGCUCCCGGACUCCGAUAUCCUCCCAAUGUCGAUAAUCGACCCUCCCUCGAGGCAACGUGUCAACUCGCCAGCUGUCAUGGGGCGUUGUUGAUAUCAACCGUCCAGUUCUGUCACCAGUGA
This is a messenger RNA of Apiotrichum porosum, 654 nucleotides long. RefSeq lists its product as uncharacterized. The record is from RefSeq and is a predicted model, not a curated record. NCBI's taxonomy places the organism in Eukaryota, Fungi, Basidiomycota, Tremellomycetes, Trichosporonales, Trichosporonaceae. The transcript has 3 exons. Bases 1 to 654 code for a protein of 217 amino acids.